This is a messenger RNA of Saccharomyces eubayanus, 3339 nucleotides long. RefSeq names its product ssDNA endodeoxyribonuclease RAD1 (gene RAD1). The transcript has a single exon. NCBI's taxonomy places the organism in Eukaryota, Fungi, Ascomycota, Saccharomycetes, Saccharomycetales, Saccharomycetaceae. The coding region runs from base 1 to 3339 and encodes 1112 amino acids. Gene Ontology annotation, cellular component: nucleotide-excision repair factor 1 complex. Gene Ontology annotation, biological process: nucleotide-excision repair involved in interstrand cross-link repair; double-strand break repair via homologous recombination; resolution of meiotic recombination intermediates. The record is from RefSeq and is a predicted model, not a curated record. Gene Ontology annotation, molecular function: damaged DNA binding; single-stranded DNA binding; single-stranded DNA endonuclease activity.
AUGUCCCAGCUAUUUUAUCAGGGUGAUUCCGACGAUGAGUUGCAAGAGGAACUAACUAGGCAGACGGUUCAAGCAUCUCAAGAUUCUCGGAACGAAAAUAAAGAUGAGAGCAUCGAAGCCGAUCACCUUGAUGAGGUGACCAAUGAGGGCUUUAAGCUUUUAGACGAAGGUGCUGUGCUGUACCCGCUGAUACCGAAUGAACCAGAUGACACGGAAACGUCCAAGCCUAACAUAGAUGAUAUUAGGCCAGUCGAUAUUCAAUUGACUUUACCAUUAUCAUUUCAACAAAAGGUUGUAGAGAGUUCGUUGAUUACUGAGGAUGGGUUAGUUAUAAUGGGAAAAGGGUUAGGCCUGCUGGAUAUAGUUUCCAAUCUGUUACAUGUUCUAGCUACACCAACCUCUAUUAACGGGCAACUGAAGAGAGCGCUGGUCCUGGUGCUGAACGCAAAGCCCAUAGAUAACGUGAGAAUUAAGGAAGCCUUAGAAGAGUUAUCGUGGUUUACCAAUACUGAGACUGACAAAGAUAGCACCAGUUUGGAGGAUGAUGACGGUCUUUUUGAAAGGCCAUUUAGCGUAGUUACCGCAGACUCCUUAAGUGUGGAGAAAAGAAGGAAAUUGUACAUUUCCGGUGGUAUCUUGAGCAUCACCUCCAGAAUUCUCAUUGUGGAUCUUUUGUCUGGUAUUGUUCACCCGAAUAGGGUUACGGGUAUGUUGGUACUAAAUGCAGACUCACUUCGACAUAAUUCAAAUGAAUCGUUUAUAUUAGAGAUUUAUAGAUCCAAAAAUACUUGGGGUUUCAUUAAGGCCUUUUCUGAAGCACCAGAGUCAUUUGUUAUGGAAUUCUCACCCCUUAAGACGAAGAUGAAAGAGUUGCGGUUAAAGAACGUUUUAUUAUGGCCGCGAUUCAGAGUGGAGGUAUCUUCGUGUUUAAAUGCUAUCAAUAAUGAAGCAUCACAAAACAAAGUUAUUGAAGUGAAAGUAUCAUUUACGAAUUCCAUGUCCCAAAUUCAAUUUGGAUUGAUGGAGUGCUUGAAAAAGUGUAUCGCUGAAUUGAGUAGAAAAAAUCCUGAAUUAGCAUUAGAGUGGUGGAGUAUAGAAAAUGCCCUGGAUGUAAAUUUUAUCAGAUCAAUUGAUUCAGUAAUGGUACCGAACUGGCACCGGAUCUCUUAUGAAUCAAAACAACUGGUUAAGGACAUCAGAUUUUUACGCCACCUUUUGAAGAUGCUGGUAUCCUCCGAUGCUGUCGAUUUUUUUGGGGAAAUUCAAUUGAGCUUGGAUUCCAACAAACCCUCAGUGUCCCGAAAAUAUACUGAGUCGCCGUGGUUAUUGGUGGAUGAAGCACAACUAGUAAUAUCUUAUGCGAAGAAAAGAAUCUUUCACAAAGAAAAUUAUAAUCUGGAGGAGAAUCCAAAAUGGGAACAACUAAUACAUAUACUAGAAGAUAUUGCAUAUGAAAGAACUAAUAAGGGCUUACAAGGACCUACCCUAAUUGCUUGUUCCGAUAAUGCUACCUGUUUACAAUUAGCAAGAGUUUUGAAUUCUUCAAGCAAAAGAAGGGGAAUGCGUGAGGUGCUUUUGAAUAAGCUGAAAUGGUAUAGAAAACACCGGGAAGAAACGAAAAAGCUGGUUAAGGAAGUCCAAAGUCAAGAUACUUUUCCCGAAAAUGCAACAUUAAAUGUCAGCUCGACAUUUUCUAAAGAACAAGUGGUUACAAAGAGAAGAAGAACGCGGGGUGCUUCGCAGGUUGCGGCUGUUGACAGACUGAGAAAUUCAGGGACUAAUGUGGAUAUGGAGGAAGUUUUGGAAGACCAGAAGUUGACUGAAGAAAUCAAAAAGGAAAAUAGUGAUAAACCGCAUGAUGGACUGGAAGAAAGCGGUAUAAAUGAUGAAGAAGAUCUUGUAAAUGAUUCAAAAAUAUUUGAGCUACAAGAACAAGAAAUCAAUGAAGCUUUUAUUCAUGAUAACGAUAACGAACUUGCCAAUGAAGAAAUAGACUAUGCGGAAGAACUUCCGAAACAUGUAUCUGUUCACUUCAAUAAAGAAUUAUGGGCCGAACAUUGCAGUGAGUAUGAGUAUGUCGAUCGUGAGGAUGAAAUUUUAGUCUCUACUUUCAAGAGCCUCAAUGACAACUGCUUAUUGCAGGAAAUCAUGCCUUCUUAUAUUAUAAUGUUUGAACCAGAUAUCUCCUUCAUUAGGCAAAUUGAAGUUUAUAAGGCCAUAGUACAAGAAUUACAACCGAAGGUGUAUUUUAUGUAUUAUGGUGAGAGUAUUGAAGAGCAAAGCCAUCUGACCGCAAUUAAAAGAGAAAAGGAUGCUUUCACAAAGUUGAUCAGAGAGAAUGCCAAUCUGUCGCAUCACUUUGAAACAAAUGAAGAUCUUUCCCAUUAUAAAAACUUGGCUGACAGAAAAUUAAAACUCUCAAAAUUACGAAAAUCUAACACUAGAAAUGCGGGUGGACAGCAAGGAUUUCAUAAUUUUACUCAGGACGUUGUCAUUGUGGAUACUCGUGAGUUCAAUGCUUCAUUGCCAGGUUUACUCUUUCGAUACGGAAUUAGAGUCCUUCCUUGUAUGUUGACUGUUGGUGAUUAUGUGAUAACUCCGGAUAUUUGUUUAGAAAGGAAAUCAAUUUCAGAUUUAAUUGGUUCCUUGCAGAAUAAUAGAUUAGCAACCCAAUGCAAAAAAAUGCUGAAAUACUAUAAAUAUCCUACUCUGUUAAUUGAGUUUGAUGAAGGACAGUCGUUUUCUUUGGAACCAUUCAGCGAGAGAAGAAAUUAUAAGAAUAAAGACAUAUCAACGGUGCACCCGAUAUCAAGUAAAUUAUCCCAAGACGAAAUACAAUUGAAGCUAGCUAAGCUGGUAUUGAGGUUCCCUACUCUGAAGAUCAUUUGGUCUUCUUCGCCACUACAAACUGUAAAUAUAAUUCUAGAACUGAAAUUGGGCCGUGAACAGCCAGAUCCUAGUAAUGCAGUUAUAUUGGGCACAAAUAAAACUAGACCAUAUGUGAAUGACAAUGUGUCGGGGGGCUUAAAUGAUGGCGAUAAUGAGUCCAAAUAUAAGAAGUUGCUGGACGUUCCAGGAGUGUCAAAGAUUGAUUACUUCAACCUACGCAAAAAAAUCAAGAGCUUCAAUAAACUUCAAAAGCUCUCGUGGAACGAGAUUAAUGAACUGAUUAAUGACGAGGAUUUAACGGAUAGAAUAUACUACUUCUUGAGGACAGAAAAGGAAGAACAGGAGCAAGAGAUGAAGGAUUAUAAUUCGGAAUUGCUUGCCAAGAACAUGAAUGAUGAUGCUUUAAAUGACGAUGACGGUGAUGAUGACGUGCUGGAUGCAUUUAUGUAA